Molecule: messenger RNA, 621 nt
Organism: Solanum lycopersicum (tomato)
Lineage: Eukaryota; Viridiplantae; Streptophyta; Magnoliopsida; Solanales; Solanaceae
Molecular function (GO): catalytic activity
Source: RefSeq, a predicted model, not a curated record
AUGAGGAGAAGCUUAUGGAUGGAAUGGAAGAUGUUAGUUCACAGUGUUUUAGAACCUUGGCUCAUCAUAGGAGACUUUAAUGCUACCUUAUCUCCCCAAGAUAGAUUAGAUGGAGUUCCUGUUACAUUGAAUGAAAUCAAGGAUUUUGAAGAAUGUAUUAAAGACAUGGGGGUUACUGAAGUACAGUGGAAAGGUAGUUACUAUACCUGGACAAAUAAACAGGUUGGUACUGCCAGAAUUGCUAGUAGAAUAGAUAGAGCUUUUGGGAAUGAUUUUUGGAUGGACAAAUGGGGUCAUGCUAUUCUAGAAUAUGGGGUCCCAGGAGUGUCAGAUCAUAGUCCUAUGCACUUGCUACUUCAGCAGAGCUAUCACCAGAUCAGAGUGGGAUUCAAAUUCUUUAAUGUGUGGGUUGAGCAUGAGUCCUUUAUGGAAAUGGUGGAUACAAUCUGGAAACAGGACUAUGGAAAUGAAGUAAUGAGAGGAAUAUGGUAUAAGUUGAAGGCUCUCCAGCCAAUCUUGAGGCAAUUGAAUAAGAAAAAGUUCCAAUUCAUAGGCCAGAAGAUUGAGAAGGCAAGAAGUGAACUUAAAGAAAUACAAGAGAAGCUUUACAAUCAGGCAUAA